CGAAAGGGGAGCGUUUUGUUUGACGGACCAUCGAUUUACAAUACGUGACCUUACAGGAUGCUGCGUGCUUUAGUGUUUUUUUGCAGUUUUUGAAAUAUAACUAUAGUUUACGAAAUGGCUUUAUACAGAAUGUGGAAUUCGUCGACAGUGCGGUGUAUAUACAGCUUUCUCCAAGAAGGAGGCACCUCCAGGUCCUUGCCUGCUUCAUGUGCUUUUCACUCAAGUUGCAAUCUACAGAACUCCAACAGAACCUCCAUAGUACAGUAUGGAAGGCAGAGCUAUGGAAGAAUGUACCCUGUGUUAGUGGUGAGAUGUGAUGGCUCCACAGUCAACAUCAGAUACAAGGAGCCCAAGAGGAUUCUGACAAUGCCAGUGGACAUCUCCACCCUUUCUGAAGAAGAGAGGAAAGCCAGGCUGCAGAAGAGGGAUGCAAGGAGAGUGGAGGCUAAACCAGCCAAGGAGGAGAUCAAGGACGACUUCAACGUGGACGAUUACAGCAAGUUUUGGAAGAAGAAGUAGCAGCAGCUCUGUAAACAAUGUUGAGACCUUGAUUUGUGUGAAACUGCUUCACUGUUAAAUAUAUGCUUAUUUUUUAA
Lepisosteus oculatus (spotted gar) is the source of this 596-nucleotide messenger RNA. It is a transcript of the gene mrpl55, whose product is annotated as mitochondrial ribosomal protein L55. Gene Ontology annotation, molecular function: structural constituent of ribosome. NCBI's taxonomy places the organism in Eukaryota, Metazoa, Chordata, Actinopteri, Semionotiformes, Lepisosteidae. The record is from RefSeq and is a predicted model, not a curated record. Gene Ontology annotation, biological process: translation. Gene Ontology annotation, cellular component: mitochondrial large ribosomal subunit.